GUUGCUGUUUCCUGUCACCUGCGGACAACAACAUGCCCGACUGACUGACGGAGUGGAGUAUACUGUGAAGUGGAAUGGCUUUCCGCAGAUCAACCUCCUCUACCUGGACAGAGUCGAGAGGGAAUGGCCGAGGCUUCAUCCAAGUGGCCACGGCUCUCAGCGAGUCCUCCUCCAUUCACAGUGACGCCCUGUAUCACCUGACCAGGGAUGUGUCCAUGAUGGGCCUGGACCCUUUGUCCUAUAGCAUCCUGGAAGCAGAACCUUAUAAAGAGGAAGUGUGUAAUGAAGAGGCUCAGACUCUACUAAAGCGGCACAGCAUGCAGACCGACGACAAGAUCCCAGUUGUCAGUUCGGCAUCAAGCCCUCAGGACAGCGGCGAGGGCCUUCAUUUCUCCGAUGGCCGCCGGAAAGUCGACUACGUUCUGGUUUUUCAUCAGCGAAGACACAGCUCCAUCCGGUCCCCCGCCAGCACUUCGGUUUCCCAUGACCGACUGUCCAUCGUUUCCAACGGCAACUUCCCCCCGUCGCUGGGCUCGGAGGGAAGAGUAGGAGGUGGAGGUGGAGGAGGAGGAGGAGGUGGGGAGUCUGUGAGCAUCGGUGAGGUGUUUAUGGAGCUUGACAGUGGGGGAGGGAAUGAGGCGGCUGAGCCUGCUGACCACGAGAUGCAACUGAUCAGGCAAGAGUUUGAGGCCAACCUGCUGGAGGCCGGGCUGGAGAUAGAAAGAGACAGAGAGGUGAAGGCCCACGGGCCGAGCUUCACUCGUCUUCACGCUCCCUGGCCAGUGCUCUGCAGAGAGGCGGAGUUCCUCAAAAUUAAAGUCCCAACCAAGACACGCUAUGAAAUUAAAGAAGAGGGCGCAUUCAGCAGCAGCAUGAGCAGCAUGUGGAGGAAACUCAAGCAGCCUUUCCAGCCCAAAGUGCUGCAUCAGGACCACGGGCCCACAAAGUUCCUCACGCACUGCUUCUCCAGGGACAAGCUCCACCUGUACAACAUCACAUCGAAAGACACGUUCUUCGACAACGCCACAAGGGGCCGGAUCGUGUAUGAAAUCUUGAGGCGAACCGUAUGCGCACGAACCUGUCAAACCAUUGGUAUCACCACAUUGAUAGCAAAGGGCGUCUAUGAUGCUGCAUUCCCCUUACAUGAUGGGGAUUUUAACACCACCGGACACACUGAAGAGAGGAAUGAUCGACAGGUUUUACAUGAAGAGUGGGCCAGAUACUCCGCCUUCUACAAGUACCAGCCCAUUGAUUUGGUCAGGAAGUACUUUGGAGAGAAGAUUGGCUUGUAUUUUGCAUGGCUUGGUGUUUACACUCAGCUGCUGGUGCCAGCCUCCAUUGUGGGAAUCAUUGUGUUUGGCUACGGGGUAGCAACAGUGGACACCAACAUACCCAGCCUGGAGAUGUGUGAUCAGCGUUUCAAUUUCACCAUGUGUCCUCUGUGCGACGGAGCCUGCGACUUCUGGCAGCUCAGCACCGCCUGCGGCACCGCCAGAGCCUCACACCUGUUCGAUAACCCCGCCACUGUCUUCUUUGCCAUCUUCAUGUCUCUGUGGGCUGUGCUGUUUCUGGAGCACUGGAAGCGCCGUCAGAUCAGUUUAAGCUUCAGUUGGGAUUUGACCGGCAUUGAGGAGGAUGAGGAACACCCCAGGCCUAAAUAUGAAACCAUCCUCCUUCAGAAGAGACAGCGGAAGCAGAAGAAGAAGAAAAAGAAGAAAAAGAAUCAGCCAGUGAAGCAGGAGGAUGGGACAGUGACAGGGAAGGACAGAUGGAGGAGAAAACUACUUUCAGCCAUGGCUGCAGGAAUACCGGCUGCCAUUGAAAAGUUAACCUGGAAAGACCGUCUUCCCGGAUAUUGCAUCAAUGUCUCCUCCAUUCUUUUCAUGUUCGGCUUGACCUUUUCAGCAGUUUUCGGCGUCAUCAUCUACCGCAUCACAGUGUCGGCCCUGAUGGCCAUGAGCCCAGACCCCGAGACAAAAUCCAACGUCCGCGUCACUGUGACGGCCACUGCGGUCAUCAUCAAUCUGGUGGUUAUUCUGAUCCUGGAUGAGAUCUAUGGCGCAGUGGCAGUGUGGUUGACCGAGCUAGAGAUUCCAAAAACUGAGACCAACUUUGAGGAGCGCCUCAUCCUGAAGGCCUUUUUGCUGAAGUUCAUGAAUGCAUAUGCACCCAUUUUUUAUGUGGCUUUCUUCAAAGGACGGUUUGCAGGUCGACCUGGGAGUUAUGUGUACGUCUUCAAUGACUACCGAAUGGAAGAGUGUGCUCCAGGAGGCUGCCUUAUUGAGCUGUGCAUUCAGCUCAGUAUCAUCAUGCUCGGGAAGCAGCUAAUCCAGAACAACAUCUUUGAGAUCGGCAUCCCGAAGUUGAAGAAGUUGGUGCGUACGCUGAAGGAUAAAGGAGGAGUGGAGAAGGAAGAGGAAGAGGAGAGGCUACCACAACAGUGGAACCUGGAUUACGCCCUCGCCCCCUUCGAAGGCCUCACGCCCGAGUAUAUGGAAAUGAUUAUCCAGUUUGGCUUUGUGUCUCUGUUCGUGGCCUCCUUCCCUCUUGCGCCCCUUUUCGCCCUGCUGAACAACGUCAUCGAGAUCCGACUGGAUGCCAAGAAGUUUGUUACAGAGCUCCGCAGGCCGGUGGCUGCACGCGCCAAAGACAUUGGUAUAUGGUACAACAUAUUGAGUGGCAUGGGAAAAUUCUCAGUCAUAAUAAAUGCCUUUGUGAUCUCCUUCACGUCAGACUUCAUCCCUCGACUGGUUUACCAGUACAUGUACAGUCACACAGGCACCAUGCAUGGCUUCAUCGACCACACGCUCUCCUACUUCAACGUAUCCAAUUUUAAACCUGGCACGGCGCCACACAACUCUCAUCACGGAGAUGUCACCGUCUGCAGGUAUAAAGACUACAGGGAACCCCCCUGGUCUCCAGAUGCGUACCAGUUCUCCAAACAGUACUGGUGUGUCCUAGCAGCAAGACUGGCCUUUGUCAUACUCUUUCAGAACCUUGUGAUGUUUCUCAGCUUGGUGGUCGCCUGGGUCAUCCCGGACAUCCCGAAAACCAUCGUGGAGCAGCUAAAACGUGAAAAAAAGCUGUUGGUGAACCUCUUCUUACGAGAAGAAAAGGACAAAUUUCAGCUCAUCCAGAGCCUUUUCGCCAAGGAUGCCCCCCACGAGCCAUUACCCAUCCCGGGCCGCUACAGCACCCUACCCCAGUGCCCGACUCAGGCACCGACCGGGGACGAAGGAGGAGGGCCCAGGGCGAGGUGCAGGGCGGCCAGUUUCAGCUUGUACACCAGGAAGAUUCCCCCGUCACCCAGGAAUGAGAAUUCAAGACACACAGCUGUGUGACAAAAAAAGAAUCGAAUCGCAGCGUCAAACAUCAAGUAUGAACACAACGAUCUGAAUGUGUGUCUGUGUUGUUCCCACCUGACCAAGUGUUGUCAUUUUUUUACCGAAAAGUGGGGCUUACAGCUUCAUAGCGUAGACAAGCAAUAAUACUCUAGUAGGCGAAACUGAACAGUGACAAAAACACUAGAUUCAGUCGUUUUAUGGAUGGAAGUACAGCAUUGUACCUUUAGGUGUUGUCACUGGAGUAGUACUGCCGUUGACACCUUUCUAGUGGCAAACAGACCUGUGGGGAAUUGGUACCAAUCAGCCAAUGUGGAACAUUAGUGUAGAUUGUACCUUCAGGGACACAAAUGGCGACCGUGAUGGAAUACUGCUUUAUGUGCUUAAUUAUGCUAGUUGUAUGUAUUUAUUUUCAAACCGAACCCGUAGCAAAUACACAACAAAAGAUUCUAUAUACUUAUUUAUUGUUUGUGAGAGAGCUUCCUGAAAGUGCUUAUUGUUUCUAUUGUCCAUUUAGGGGUGUCCAAAGUGUGGUGCUCGGGGCUAGUUUUGUUUUUUUUAUUGUAAAAAAAAAAGUACUGUUAAGUCAUUAUUAUUAACGAGAUGAAUUUGCUUUGUCACUUAUAGCACAAAGCUAAGAUGUGAAAGUUUUGUUCCGCUAGCUUAUGUUGACCCACAUGUGAUUUGGUUUACAUUUUGUUUCACUGCUUCUGUUUUUUUGUUUUUUUUUUGACACAGUUGUUUCUCAGAUGAAUGAAAUUGUAAACUUUUCAAGCAAAGUCAAUAGCCGCUGUCAAUUUGUGUUUUGGGGCAACUAAAAAAAAAUCCACUCCUUACAUAUUUGCAACAUGCUGCAAAAUGUCCUUUGUGUUCCAGAGGCCUUGUUUCGCUACGAUGACAGAACGUGUGUGUUCUCUUACGCUCCAGCAACAGACUGUUACGUGUGUUUUGAUCGACUUAGAGCAAGCAGAUUGUGAUUGUGGUAUAUUUGUUUGUCCUUCACAAAGACACGUUAAGACUUAUUAGGCUGGUUUAGAAAUUGAGUGUCUAAAAUCAUUUCAAUAUUAUUGUAUGAAAUGUUCCUUUUAUCGCAAGGUUCUUUUUCUAUUUCUCAUCUGCCUUUUUUGACUCCAAAUAGAGAAAGGUUCAAAUGAAAACAAUAAACAUGUAAGAAGGUGGUGGACUUUUCUUGUUGCAAGACCUGCCUGGUCUUCAAUGUUUUUCUUCAUAAAACAGUCAGGCCUGACAAAUAAAGUUUUGUGCGUCAUGUUAUUAUUUUUAGAACUACAUAAUUUGCACAUACAGUACUGUAUAAUAUUUUCAAAAUGCAUCACUUUUACUUCACCAUUCUUUUAAUGCUAGUUUUUUUUCCAAUAGGGGCGAUGAUGAGCCACUUUACCAGUCACGUUGACAUCUAAUUUUAGAAAUAUACAAAUCAUGCACUCUUCAUUCCACGUAAGACGGACUUUUAUCGAUAGCACUAUUUAAUCGAAUGAGGUGCAUUCAUGGUAACGGAAAAUUUGUGCAACCGGUUUAGAAACAUCCAGUUGUGGCGAAAUUUUGUAAUUCCACUGAACGUACCACCGACGUCAUUUCCUGUCCGGAUGGUUACAUUUUUGAUUGGUCACACCUGUCAUGACAUACGUAACUUUGAACAGGGUGAUAUUGCGCUUCCACUUGAGGGCGAUUUUGUCAACAGAAGCAUUCAGAGGAUGUAAGGAAUCAGGCCAACCUGGACUAACAUCACCAGAAAGGGAUGACUGGGCCAAGUAGUGAAGCAGUAAAGUGAUCUGAUGUUGCACCGUAUAUCCAGAAGAGGGCGCACUCUACCCUCCUUAACAGGUGAAGAGCCACCAAAGGAGUUUCCUUCCCAUCACAUGAUCGUCUGACUCAUGAGAGGACUCAGGAGGACUCGUGCCGUUCUCAAAGGCAGUGCUGCGGGACGUCCUGGCGGCCACACGAGUGUCUCCUCAGGCAAACUUUACCCAGCCAGUGCUGCAUGGUGAGGUGCAAGUGAAGGCAGCAGAGGAAAAGAAGAAGCAGGGUGAUAUAAAUAUAAUGCAAGAGGGAGGUGUGUCGGGCUGCAAAGGGCCAGUGAAGCCACCGAGUGAGGGAGCUCCUGGAUGGGAGCUUCAUCCAGAUCGUCUAUGCGAGGUUUCUUAAUGUUUGACUCGGGGCUGGUCAGGGGAGUCACGCUGUUCCUCCUGAUCAAAGUUCCGGGACCCCUCUUCACCUCCUGUACGGAUAAUAUGAAUCAUUAGCUGCAAGAUGCAGGCCGGGCUACUGAUGAACAAUGAAGUAUUACCUCUGGUCUUUCUCUGUGAGUGUUCACCGCCUCCACUUUUAGAGAGAUGGACUCCACUUUGCACCCGUAGGCCACAGGGGUGAGCUUCAGCACUGUAUGCAGGGGACACUUCAGGAAGUAGGCAAGGAGGCAACGCAUGACAGCUUGGUGGCAGAUGACCAGAACGUUCUCCUGACGCUCCAGCUCCAUGAUGACCGGCUCCACCCUCUGGACCAGGUCCUGGUAGGACUAAAAUCAACAGUGGGGGAAAAUGAUGUGCUUGAUUAGUUUGGUUUAUUUUGGCAAAUUGGCUGUGAUGUGAUGAUGCUGAGCAGAUGUCGUUGAGUGGAAGCAUACCUCUCCAGCAGGGUAGCGGUAGUAGUAUUUAUCUUCAUCCCUCAGGGCAAACUCUUCAGGGAAUUUCUCUUUAACCUCAUCGUACGUCAUCUCCUCACACACUCCCUGCAAGGACCAACGUUAAGACAUUAAAAUGGAGACUAUUUAAUGAGGAAAAGAAAAGCAACACCCACCGCAUCUAUUUCAUUGAGAGCCUUCCACUGCUCGUACGGGACCCCCAGAUGCUCGGCGGUCUGGAUGCUGCGACACAACUGACUGGCCCAGAUCUUAAGAUUCUUCGGCUGCUGCUCCUCCACAAACGCCGCCAAGGCUGCAGAAAACUACAACAAGAACGGAGACGACCAUCACAACCCGGCUUCCAUUGACGAGUCAUAUCAUCGCGGGGGUCUGCCCCACCUGUCUGCCCCUCGGCGAGAGGCCGGCAUCACCCCCCAGCCGUCCCUCCAGGUUAUCUGUGCUCUCUCCGUGUCGACACAGGUAGAUGGUACGUGGCUGGACGUGGAUGUUCAUCAGGUAGUAGACGAUCUUGCUCUGGAUGUGGUCUUGGAUGCGGUUGACCAGGAAGCGGCGGCCCACAUCGAUCACCUUGAUGAAGGAUAGAUCCCUGCAUGGACAGGAAAUAAAAGAGCAUGAACGACGUGACAGUGAGCUUGAUUGUGUGCUGGGAAGAUGGAUGCUUACCUGUCAUGCUGAUCAGGGUCUAGAGGUUGGUAGCUAGCUUUGUAACAUUCAAUUCUCCUUUGGAAGUCCAACAUGGCAUCAGUCUUGUUGCAGUCUUUGUAAUCUGGACAGGACACCUUCACUUCCUGUACAGGAAGGAAGACAGACAGUCAGACAUUUGUUUGCUAGGCUCCAAAUCACCUACAAUAAUUGCAUUACUCACCAUUAUAUUGGACGCAAUGACGUUAGGAUCAUCACAGACGGACUCGAUGAAAAAGAUCUGCAGGAAAAAGACAAUGCAGUUGCUACGCUGUACAGCUUCAUCGAUCAGGUCGCCAUAGUGACAACACACGUACAUUAAAGCCAUUCUCACGGCCGAACUGGAGGAUCAUCUCUCUCCUGUCCCUCGUUGUGUUUGUUGCAUCGAAGACCUGCAUGGAGACAUAAUUGUCACUCAUGAACAGAUUUCUAAAAGCUGGAAACAAAAAAAGUGAUGGAAAACGUACCGCUACUUGGCCUCCCUCAUCCUGCAAGUAGGACUUGACGUCCCUCAGGGCUGCUAAGGCACAUUGCCUGCAGGGGAAAGACACUUUUAUGAGUUCUCGGAUUUGCACUGGAAACUGGUUCUUAGUUGUGUGUGUGUGUGUUUACACACUUACUGCCUGAUCUUCACUGCACAUUCAUUUUCAGGCUUAAAGAAAUCAUAGGAGCUGUAGUUCUUGACCGCCUCCCUGCGGUACUCCCCCACGUUGAAAACUGCAGGCGGCAAACAUGAACAUGAGACGUCGCUACCGCUUCACUGUUGCUCCUGAGGGAUUCCUGCUGCUGACGUCCGCCCACCCAAAAACCUUCGGGGGCCCUCUGGACCACUUACAUAAGUUCUGAAUGAGGCUGAGGCACACCGAGAAGCAGGCUUUGACGACCUGUCCGCCGAAAUAACGUCCGUUCAGAUCCACCACAGCUGCAGAAGAAACAAACAAUGAAUGCAUAUCUUGGUCUUCGUCCACCUCUCCCCGGCCCACCAUAUUCUGUAGCACAAAGUGAUUUGCAUAGGGGACAAAG
Molecule: messenger RNA, 7704 nt
Organism: Doryrhamphus excisus (bluestripe pipefish)
Lineage: Eukaryota; Metazoa; Chordata; Actinopteri; Syngnathiformes; Syngnathidae
Source: RefSeq, a predicted model, not a curated record